Molecule: messenger RNA, 2723 nt
Organism: Sipha flava (yellow sugarcane aphid)
Lineage: Eukaryota; Metazoa; Arthropoda; Insecta; Hemiptera; Aphididae
Product: fringe glycosyltransferase
Exons: 11
Coding region: 272-1270 (332 amino acids)
Biological process (GO): regulation of Notch signaling pathway
Cellular component (GO): membrane
Molecular function (GO): O-fucosylpeptide 3-beta-N-acetylglucosaminyltransferase activity
Source: RefSeq, a predicted model, not a curated record
ACCGUCCAACUAGCGCAUUCGCGUUCUGUCCGUCGGCCGGUGUGAUCGUACGCGCCGUCGCAGUUGUAACCUACGCGAGUGUUUACACACUGAUAACGGAUCGCGCCGCAAUCGAGUGAUAACGAACGUGCAACUACAUCAACGAUUACGGUGUCUUUCAAAACUUGGAUCACUAUUUCGCUGUAAGCAAACAACACAGUUCAGUAGUCAGCCGGUGUCCGGCCAUUUGGUCCGCGAAAAUGUGACCAGCCGAUCGUCGACGCGGGAAACCAUGUCCAGGAACACCAAAAGAUGGUUGUUACAGUUGCAGAUACUCCUGGCCCUGUUGGCGCUCGCGUCGUUCGUGUUCUAUCAACAGGUCGGGCUUUCCGGCGGCAACGCAUUAGCCCACGGCCAGCAACAGCAAUUGAAAAAAAUUACAAACUCGACUGACUAUUUGUUGCCUGACCAAAAAACUGUACGACACAGCUUGCCAGUUGAUGAUGAUCUAAUAGACAAUGUGUUUAUUACUGUAAAAACCACCGGAAGAAAUCAUCUAACUAGGUUGCCAGUAAUUAUUAAAACUUGGUUUCAACUUGCUAAAAAACAGACUUGGUUUUUCACGGACACUUACGAUCAACAUUUAAGUCAAGUGACGGGUGGUCACGUCAUACAUACUAACUGUUCGGCCACUCACAGUAGGCGUGCGUUGUGUUGUAAAAUGUCUGUUGAAUUAGACGUGUUCCUCGAAUCGAAAAAGAAGUGGUUUUGUCACGUGGACGAUGAUAACUAUGUUAAUGUUCCUGCCUUGAAUGGAUUAUUGAAAAUGUAUAAUCCAAUUAAAGAUUGGUAUUUGGGACGAACUAGUACAACAAAACCAUUACAAAUUCGCACAAAAUCCCAAAAAACUACUUUUUGGUUUGCUACUGGAGGUGCUGGAUUUUGUUUGAGCCGUGCAUUAGUGCUUAAAAUGGCUCCAAUAUCUGGGAACGGGAAACUUAUGGCGAUUGGUGAUCGUAUUGGUCUCCCAGAUGAUGUCAGCGUCGGUUAUGUUAUUGAACAUUUACUAAAAAUACAAUUGACUAGAGUAGAACAAUUUCAUUCUCACUUGGAGCCAAUGAAACACAUUAAAACACAUAUGUUUAGUGAACAACUGACGUUCAGUUAUUCUUUGGACAAUGAACCAAAUACUGUUGACGUGAAUGGAUUCAAUGAAAUCACCGACCCUACGAGAUUUUUUUCAUUACAUUGCUUUUUGUUUCCUGAAUCUUCGUGCUGUGUUGAGAAAUGAAUUAUUUCAUCGUUCUUGAUACAGUGAGAGUUAAUGAAAUCAAAUUUAGAAUCGUUUUGUAGUAUUGCUCGUUAAUUUUUAAGUUUUUUUUUUUUUAUAUUAUUUGUCUUGUUUGGCCUAACGUUUUAUUAAUCUGAAAUAUAAAAGCCAUUAAUCAUAAGGUCUUCAAAGAAAGCGCAUGUCAUGGUUGAGCAUAAGGUGGGAAACCGUCAUAUAACGUCGACUUUAAUAUUCGUUAUUUUACAGUUGGGUACUCUUUUUCCAUAAUGCGUCCAAAUGGUAGGACCGAUAACAUUCCCUCAUUACAUCGUUUGUUGCCAUACUGACAACAAUAAAACAAUUUUCGAGUAACUUCGUGUUUUCCUUAAUCAAAUUGACAACAAACACGGAGAAUACGGUAUAUUUUAGGAUUUGAUUCACUUCAGUUUUUGAAGUAGAAAGAUCUCGGAACGAACAUAAUUGUAGUGUUAUUAUCAUGUUUCUGGUUUUAUUAUUAUUUAUUAAUUAACAGUACAAUAGUAUAAUAUAACAUUUUUUAAAAUAGUUAAAUAAUAUUUACUAUUUUAAAUAAAUUUUAAACUUAACUUGAAUAUACCCUAUUUAUAAAGAACCUGAGAAUAUUAAUUGUUUCUUAUGUACACAAGAAACGUUGAAACAAUAAGAAAUAUUUAGUCAAAAAAAAGCAUUAAGAUAUCAGAUGGUAUACUUCCCUAUUGGUCGUUAAUUUACUUAUGAUUCGAACAUAGUAAAAUGCAAAAAUAGUGUGAUUUUGGUCUAUAAAAAUUAAUAUAUUAAUAAAUUCGCGUAUUAUUAUAAUAGAAUUGUAUAGUGGUAUUAAAAUCACUUAAGAAUAUUCGUCUGUUACUAAUAAUUUGUUAUGUUCACUAUAAUAGUUUACUUUAAUUGUUAUUUAAUAAACGAAAAUAUACUAUAACCUCAGAGAGUUGUCUAUAAAACUCAUUUUAUUUGGUGGGACUAAUAUUAGAUAAAUAAAAGGUUUCAAGUUAAUAACGAAUCGUAUAAGUGUAAAUGAAGGAUCUGAUCAUAACUAGCUUGUUUUCAUUGCCUUGUGUGUCGUCAAAAGUAGAUUACUGACGUAUAAUGUAACUAUAAGUCAACAAAGUGAUAUUUUAAUUUUAAUGUGUGUGUAUGUAAAGUUUACACGUUAUUUCAAAGGUUUCGCAUCGCAACUCAUUGAUCCCCUUGUUUUUUUUUUAAAAUACUCGUGUAUGAACUAUCCAAAUACAUGUUUAGAUCGUAGGUUUGUGGUACGUGAUUUAUCCGACGGCACCUUGUUAGCGUGCAUGUCAAUUGUUUAGUUUUAGUUUUUUUUAAAAAAAAAAAAUGAAUGUCUGUGAUAUAGAAUUUUAAGCCAUUAUUUCUACGUAGAUAUAUUAUUAUUAUACCUUAUUUAUUUGUUGUUUAAUCAAAACUUGUAACAUAAAAUAACAGA